Messenger RNA from Arachis duranensis, 1342 nucleotides. RefSeq names its product V-type proton ATPase subunit D. Lineage: Eukaryota; Viridiplantae; Streptophyta; Magnoliopsida; Fabales; Fabaceae. Gene Ontology annotation, cellular component: proton-transporting V-type ATPase complex; vacuolar membrane. The record is from RefSeq and is a predicted model, not a curated record. Gene Ontology annotation, molecular function: proton-transporting ATPase activity, rotational mechanism. The transcript is spliced from 2 exons. The coding region runs from base 153 to 941 and encodes 262 amino acids.
AUCACCGAAAAAAAAAAAAAUCAUAUUCUAAUUAAGCAAGCCUCUUCUCUCUCUCUCUCUUGCUUCAUUCUCUCUCUCUCUCUGCUCUUGAUCGAUCUUCGAGCGCCAACUUCCUUUGCAGAUAUUGUUAGGGUUGAAAGAAAGAAAGAAAGAUGUCGGGGCAAACACAGCGUUUGAAUGUUGUCCCCACGGUGACGAUGCUGGGAGUGGUGAAGGCUCGUUUGGUUGGAGCCACGCGUGGUCACGCUCUCCUAAAGAAGAAGAGUGAUGCACUUACUGUGCAGUUCAGGCAGAUCCUGAAGAAGAUUGUGUCUACCAAGGAAUCAAUGGGGGACAUCAUGAAGACCUCUUCUUUUGCUCUGACCGAGGCAAAGUACGUUGCUGGGGACAACAUUAAGCAUGUUGUGCUUGAGAAUGUUCGUGAGGCCUCCCUCAAGGUCCGAUCCCGGCAGGAGAAUGUUGCUGGUGUUAAGCUUCCCAAGUUCGAGUAUACCAAUGAUGGCGAGGUUAACAAGAAUGACCUCACUGGAUUGGCCCGGGGUGGCCAGCAGGUGCAGCAGUGCCGAGUUGCUUACAUCAAGGCAAUUGAGGUCCUUGUGGAGCUUGCCUCUCUUCAGACAUCCUUCCUCACACUCGAUGAGGCAAUCAAGACUACAAACCGGAGGGUUAAUGCCCUUGAGAAUGUGGUGAAGCCUAGGUUGGAGAAUACCAUUAGUUACAUUAAGGGAGAGUUGGAUGAGCUAGAAAGAGAGGAUUUCUUUAGGUUGAAGAAGAUCCAAGGAUAUAAAAACAGGGAAAUCGAGAAACAGAUGCAAUCUGCCAAGUUGUUUGCUGAGGAACAGGUUGCUGAGAAGCUUGCGUUGCAAAGAGGUAUUUCGCUGAAUAAUGCUCAAAACAUUUUGUCUGCAACAGCCCAGAAAGACGAGGAUAUCAUCUUCUGAAUGUAGAGCAUUGGUUUUGUUUGGUUUUCAUUGUUCUGAAUAUAAACUUGGCUCUGUUGUCGUGUGCUGCCGCUGCAUCAUCUGGGUGAGAAACUUACUUACAAUUGUUUAGACGAUAGUGUUCUGUACCAUGAAUAAAGGAGCUUGGUAUAUGUUCAAUUAUUUGUUUGUUAUUUAUGAACAUCAUUUAUAUCAUAUUCAGAGGUAACGAGACAAUCAGCACUUCAAAGUAUGGUUCUUCUAGUAUCUUAUGAAUGUUAGGUAUGUUGUGAUUAGCUUUUAUUUCCCAUUCGAAAGUAUGUUACAUGCUAUAAUGGAAUUUAUUUGUUGCAGCUGAAUCAUGAUUUAUGGAACAUGUGGAAGAGCAAAUUUAUAUUUAUUAGGACUUAUAUCUUUUGUGA